CAAGAAGAAGAAGAAGAAGAAGGCGGAGGAAGCAAAGAAGAAACUAUCAUGCGACAAUUUUCAGAAUGGGUACCCAAGUGAAAGAUGUCAUCAUUAAGCCUGACGCUCCCAGCUCACUGUUGUUGGACAAACAUGCAGACUACAUCGCUGCCUACGGCUCCAAAAAAGAUGACUAUGAGUACACGCUGUCUGAGUACCUGAGGAUGAGCGGUAUCUACUGGGGGCUGACAGUGAUGGACCUGAUGAGCCAGCUGCCCCGCAUGAACCGUGAGGAGAUCAUAGACUUCAUCAAAUCCUGUCAACAUGAGUGCGGAGGUAUCAGCGCCAGCAUCGGACACGACCCCCACCUGCUCUACACCCUUAGCGCUGUCCAGAUCUUGUGCUUAUAUGACAAUGUAGACGCGAUUGAUGUGGACAAAGUGGUGGAAUACGUCAAAGGGCUGCAGCAGGAAGACGGCUCAUUUGCAGGAGACAAAUGGGGAGAAAUAGACACAAGGUUUUCCUUCUGUGCUGUCGCUACACUUGCAUUACUGGGUAAGAUGGACAAGAUAAAUGUUGACAAAGCUGUAGAGUUCGUCUUAUCCUGUAUGAACUUUGAUGGAGGUUUUGGCUGCAGACCCGGUUCAGAGUCUCACGCUGGUCAGAUUUACUGCUGCACCGGUUUCUUGUCGCUCACCGGUCAGCUGCACCAGGUGAAUGCCGACCUGCUGGGCUGGUGGCUCUGCGAGAGGCAGCUGCCGUCCGGGGGCCUGAAUGGACGACCUGAGAAGCUUCCAGAUGUGUGCUACUCAUGGUGGGUGUUGGCGUCGCUGAAAAUCAUCAGCAGGAUUCACUGGAUCGACAAGGCCAAGCUGCGGAUGUUUAUUCUGGCCUGCCAGGACGAGGAGACGGGAGGUUUUGCUGAUAGACCAGGAGACAUGGUGGAUCCUUUCCACACUCUGUUCGGAGUUGCAGGUCUCUCUCUCCUCGGAGAUGAACAGAUCAAGCCGGUGAAUCCCGUACUGUGCAUGCCGGAGGACGUCCUGCAGAGGAUCGGACUGCAGCCGGACCUCCUCAGCUAGCCCCCUGACACCCAUCAUCCCAACAUCCCACAUUCAUACAUACACACACUCAACUACCACCUCCGGAUGUUGGGAGCAGAGAGAGAAGUACCACACAUCGUAGUGUUAGCUGAAGUCUACAGACACAUUUUAGAUGCAGGUGUCAGUCUCCGCUCACUAAGGACAAAAAGCGUAAUGCAGUUCUGCAGCUCAUUCCCUCUGAACCUUUCUGUCUUUAAACCCUCAACCGCUCGUUAUGUUAUCAAGUUGGUUUUCUUGGAUUCGAUUGAGAGAUGGUUUAGACAGUUUUUGAAGGAAUGAGGAAAAGAUGUUUUGAAGUGUAACCGUCGUUACAACAGCACAGAAAUCAUGAAACUACAUUCCUCUACUUUUGUUCACAUAUGUCAGUUUGAGGGAAAACUAAACUGUUAGCACAAGAAACAGUUUGGAAAUGUCUCUCUCUGGUCUUUUUCUUGCUCUCAUCACCUUUUCAGCUUGUCAACUAGCCAAGGAAGUUAUUAUUAUCUUUAUUGUCAUUUUUCUGGCCGGAGACGGGAAGAAGUGCUGAUUUCUUCCUCCUUUUGUUCUACUAUGCUUUAUUAUCAUCUUUGUUACUUGAAUAACAGGAAUAUUCAGUUUUACUUGACAUGUUUGACCUUGAGAGCGUAGAAGGACUAUGUGUGGGAGAAGAUCAGCCAAAUUCAGCUGAAAAGUGAAAGUUAGGUUUAUCAUUUCAUAAGACACUUGACUGUUUGUUAUUGAUUUGGUUUAAAGGCACCACUUCU
Seriola dumerili (greater amberjack) is the source of this 1825-nucleotide messenger RNA. It is a transcript of the gene rabggtb, whose product is annotated as Rab geranylgeranyltransferase beta subunit. Gene Ontology annotation, cellular component: Rab-protein geranylgeranyltransferase complex. The transcript is spliced from 9 exons. Gene Ontology annotation, biological process: protein geranylgeranylation. NCBI's taxonomy places the organism in Eukaryota, Metazoa, Chordata, Actinopteri, Carangiformes, Carangidae. Gene Ontology annotation, molecular function: Rab geranylgeranyltransferase activity. Bases 66 to 1061 code for a protein of 331 amino acids. The record is from RefSeq and is a predicted model, not a curated record.